Messenger RNA from Poecilia reticulata (guppy), 1154 nucleotides. RefSeq names its product transmembrane protein 100a (gene tmem100a). NCBI's taxonomy places the organism in Eukaryota, Metazoa, Chordata, Actinopteri, Cyprinodontiformes, Poeciliidae. The record is from RefSeq and is a predicted model, not a curated record. Gene Ontology annotation, cellular component: plasma membrane. Gene Ontology annotation, biological process: cellular response to BMP stimulus.
CCGCCUCGGUGAGGAUGGCAGUUCGGCCCCCAGGCUUCUUUCCUCAGGACUACAGGAGCGUCGGACUGCAGCCCGAACCGAACCAGCCAGAACACUUUAGGACCCACUUUGCUUCCGAAACAAGCGACUUUUAUUGCAGCGGUUCGGAAACUUGGUGUUGGAAUAACUCAUGAGACUGGGAGCCCCAGAGCGCCGCAGUGAGGAGCCAACUGUAGUCGGUUCAUCCUAAUCCUGCGAUGCCAGACGAACUCAACAAGGACGCAAUGAAGACGCCAGCGACCUCUGAGAAGCCCAAAGCCACCGAGCAACCACCAGUCGCCAUGACGACGUUGAACAUCCCCCUGGUGAACGAGGUCCAGCUGACGGCAGCCACCGGCGGCGCGGAGCUCUCCUGCUACCGCUGCACCGUCCCGUUCGGCGUGGUGGUCCUCAUCGCCGGCAUCGUGGUCACCGCCGUGGCGUACAGCUUCAACUCGCACGGAUCCACCAUCUCCUACUUCGGGUUGGUGCUGCUGUCGGCCGGGCUGGUGCUGCUGGCGUCCAGCGCCGUCUGCUGGAAGGUGCGGCUGGAGCGGAAGAAGGAGAGGCGGCGGGAGAGUCAAACCGCCCUGGUCAUCAACCGGAGGAGCAUUUUCACAUGAACCCGCCAAACUCUCUGGGACGUUAUCAGGCAUCAUCGCAGCGUUUCCGACCUGCAAAAGCUCCGACGCUGCGGGCUUUGAAGACACUGGCAGGGGUUUAUUUGUCAAACUGACGACGAGCAUCUGGAGUGCUGGGAACGCAGCCAGGAGAAACGAAUCCCAAUUAAACUGAAUUACCACUGUGCACAGCGGUGGAGAGGAAGUCCUGCAUUAAUCCGCUGCUGCGGGUGGCGGCUGAUUGCAACAGGAAGGAUUGUGGGAAAAGAAAAAACAGCCCAGGAUGGAGGACGGAAACGGGAAAAUCCAGAAUCAUAAUAAUGUACAUGAUAUUCUGGAGAAAACUAUUUAACCUUCCAUGUAUUUUCUCCUGAAGAACUUUAAUCCUCCACAUCGUUUUUGAUAAUAAACUUUAUGUAGCAAAGUUUGAGCUUAUCUUCAUGGUCUACUAUGUAAACUCUUGAAGUUACUGCAUGUAUAACAAGAUGAGUUUCAAUAAAGCCACUGAUUCUCCAA